Messenger RNA from Achroia grisella, 711 nucleotides. Its product is annotated as U11/U12 small nuclear ribonucleoprotein 25 kDa protein-like. Gene Ontology annotation, cellular component: U12-type spliceosomal complex. The transcript is spliced from 3 exons. The record is from RefSeq and is a predicted model, not a curated record. NCBI's taxonomy places the organism in Eukaryota, Metazoa, Arthropoda, Insecta, Lepidoptera, Pyralidae. The coding region runs from base 259 to 711 and encodes 150 amino acids. Gene Ontology annotation, biological process: mRNA splicing, via spliceosome.
UUAUUUUUAAGUUUUUUUUUUAUCUGUAAAUCUGUGUUUUGUUUGUUUACUUUGUUGUUCAAAAAUAUAGUAUAUUGUGUUUUUGUAAAUUCCAUUAUAUCGAAUUUUCCAAUAAGUACCGAAACAUUAAAAUAACUUUUACUCAUCUGAAUCAUAAACUAAUUAUUUUAUACUGCAACUUUGUAUUGGCUAAUAACAGACAUCGGCACUGUAACCUAAAAUGAUAAAUUUUAAUCGUAAAUUCAGCUUACUUUAAAAAUGGAACAACCUGGCGAAUUAGCUAAUACUUUGAGUCAUGACGACUUAAUUGAAAUCACGAAGUCUUCCCUCUGUACAUUGAUAAAUUCUGAUUCAUUACUAUCAGAUCUUCCCCCUGAUGUCAUUCUUGAAGAAGUCAUUGCACAGAUAGCUGUUGAAUUUGGGCAAUCCAUAACAGUUUUUAUAUCAAGAGAUGAUGAACCAGUUUUAAAAGUUAUAGUUCCACAGAAUGCAUCUGUGAGUGACCUAAAGAAAGCCAUAGCACGCCAUUUUGAAAUAUAUCAGAAGAGGAUUGGAAAUAAAGUGAAAAUAUCAUGGAAAUAUAUAUGGAAGACUUAUGACCUCAGCUUUGACAGCUUGAUCCUAGAUAACAAUUGUAGUCCUAUAGAAAACUAUGGAGUAACUAAUAAAGUGACAUUAGCAUUUAAGAAAAGGAAAAAGAAACGGAAAUAA